AGAGAGAAGAAUGGUCAACUGUCAACUACACGUAUUAACUCGCCAUACGGCGUCGUUUCACUGAAAGAAAGAAAAUCCCAUAACCAGGAUACAAACCGCAACUUAUCCGUCAAUCUCUUUCUCUACUUCAGUAGUUCAAACAAAUUUUCAGCUCAAUUUAAAAGCUGCUUUUAGCCUUUCUUCUCCGCCAUGGCCUGAAAGCACCCCAUCCGUUUGUUGAAUUGCUUCAAUGGCGUUCUCCUUCUCUCUCAAAUGCUAUCCAUGGUCUCCCACCCACACCAUACCCCAAACCCUGCCACCGCCGCCCUCCUCCGCUCAAAAACCCUUCACUUCUCUUUCCUUCCCGCUCUCUCACCGCCACGACCGGCUCCUCAUCCAUUCUUCCCUCUCCUAUUCAACCCCUACCUCCACCCACCACCACCACCACCUCCCUCCGGACUUCACUCCGCAGCAGCUCCUCGAUACCCUCCGCCGCCAGAACGACGAGUCCUCUGCGCUCCGCCUCUUCGACUGGGCCUCCAAGCAGCCCAAUUUCACCCCCGACUCCACCGUGUACGAGGAGGUCCUCCGCAAGCUCGGAAAGGUGGGGUCUUUCGAGUCGAUGAGGAGCAUCCUUAACGAGAUGAAGCACGUCGGCUGCCCUAUUAGCUCAGGUACUUUCUUGAUUUUUGUUCAGAGCUACGCAGCCUUUGAUUUGUAUGAUGAAAUUCUUGGGGUUGUGGAAAUGAUGGAAGGCGAGUUCGGGUGCAAACCCGACACUCAUUUUUACAAUUUCUUGUUGAAUGUUGUUGUUGAGGGGAACAAACUUAAGCUAGUCGAAACUGCGAAUUCGGGCAUGCUUGGUAGAGGAAUUAAGCCGGAUGUUUCGACAUUUAACAUUUUGAUAAAGGCAUUGUGUAGAGCUCAUCAGAUUAGGCCUGCCCUUUUGUUGAUGGAGGAUAUGUCGAACCAUGGUUUGAAGCCGGAUGAGAAAACGUUCACGACAGUAAUGCAGGGGUACAUUGAGGAAGGUGACAUGAAAGGGGCAUUGAGAAUGAGGGACCAGAUGGUAGAACAUGGGUGCCCGUGUACAAAUGUGACUGUUAAUGUUUUGGUUAAUGGGUUUUGCAAAGAGGGUCAGGUCGAUGAAGCGUUCAGUUUUAUAGAAAAGAUGGUGGAUGAGGGGUUCUCUCCGGAUCAGUUUACGUUUAAUACGUUGGUGAAGGGUUUGUGCAGGGUGGGGCAUGUUACGCAUGCUUUGGAGAUCAUGGACGUGAUGCUUCAAGAGGGAUUUGAACUGGAUAUUUACACGUAUAACUCCUUGAUUUCCGGAUUGUGUAAGUUGGGUGAAAUUGAAGAGGCGGUGGAACUUCUUGAUCAAAUGGUUUCGAGGGACUGUUCUCCAAAUACUGUCACAUAUAAUACUCUGAUUAGCACAUUGUGUAAGGAGAACCGGGUUGAAGAGGCAACCAAACUUGCUCGUGUUCUUACUAGCAAGGGAAUUUUGCCUGAUGUUUGUACUGUCAAUUCUCUGAUUCAAGGUCUCUGCUUGAACAGUAAUCAUAAAGCUGCUUUGGAACUAUUUGAGGAGAUGAAGGCGUCAGGAUGCCAGCCUGAUGGGUUUACUUACAGUAUGUUGAUUGAUAGCCACUGUUCGAGAGGGAGGCUAAAGGAGGCAAUGAGCCUGCUGACAGAAAUGGAGUUGAGAGGUUGUGCACGUAAUGUGGUUAUAUACAAUACUCUCAUUGAUGGGUUGUGCAAAAACAAAAGAAUUGAUGACGCAGAAGAGAUUUUUGAUCAGAUGGAACUGCAGGGGAUUUCAAGAAAUUCAGUGACCUACAACACCCUUAUUGAUGGCCUUUGUCAGAGUAAACGUGUGGAGGAAGCUUCCCAGCUUAUGGACCAGAUGAUAAUGGAAGGCUUGAAGCCCGACAAGUUCACCUAUAAUUCCAUGCUCACGUAUUUCUGUAGAGCUGGGGAUAUAAAGAAGGCGGCAGAUAUUGUUCAGACAAUGAGUUCAAAUGGGUGUGAACCAGACAUAGUCACAUACGGGACACUGAUUGGGGGGUUAUGUAGGGCAGGUAGGGUUCAGGUUGCAAGCAGACUCCUCAGAAGUCUGCAGAUGAAAGGGUUGAUCCCAUCUCCCCAGGCUUAUAACCCCGUACUACAAUCGCUAUUUAAACGGAAGAGAACAACAGAAGCCAUGAGGCUUUUCCGAGAGAUGAUGGAGAAAGGUGAUCCUCCUGAUUCUAUAACGUAUAAGAUUGUCCUUCGCGGGCUUUGUAAUGGUGGAGGACCAAUUGGAGAAGCAGUUGACUUUGCAGUUGAGAUGAUGGAGAAAGGUUAUUUACCAGAAUUCUCAUCAUUUUCUAUGCUGGCUGAAGGACUCCAAGCUUUAUCCAUGGAGGAUACCUUAAUUAACCUUGUUGAUAUGGUCAUGGAGAAAGCAAAGCUUUCAGACAGUGAAGUUUCCAUGAUAAGCGGUUUCCUCAAAAUCCGCAAAUAUCAGGAUGCAUUGGCCAACCUUGGUGGUAUCUUGAAUAGAGAAAAGCCCAGAAAAUCUUAUUGGCAAAGAUGAUUUAUUCUGAAUCAGUUUCAACUUUCAAGUAUCAGCUUCUGGUCCAACAGAAGAUGCAACAUAGAUGUAUUAAACAUGAUGAAGGAAUUUUGGAGGAUGAUAUGCGUAAAGCUAGGAAGCAUGGAAUCAAUACAUUACAGCACUGUUCCCCAUCUACAAAAGGAGAGUUCAGGUACUUCCAUAGUUACGGUAAUAUUAUACCACCGAAAAUGAAUCCAUCCUUCUUUUGAUACUCUAUCUUCUAAGCUGAUGUAGCAGAUAAUGUAAACGUAUUGCAAACUUUUUUCAAAUGUAUUAGCCGUUCUCCCUGAUGGUGCUUGUGUAUUAUUCUAGAGUAUAGAAAAAAUAGCUGGCGUAUGGACUAAGUUUUUGGAAACAAUAGUACAUGUUUAUCAUGAUAUUAAUUCGAAUGCAUACGACUGCAACUUCUCACUU
Pyrus x bretschneideri (Chinese white pear) is the source of this 2992-nucleotide messenger RNA. Its product is annotated as pentatricopeptide repeat-containing protein At3g53700, chloroplastic. Gene Ontology annotation, molecular function: protein binding. NCBI's taxonomy places the organism in Eukaryota, Viridiplantae, Streptophyta, Magnoliopsida, Rosales, Rosaceae. Bases 230 to 2557 code for a protein of 775 amino acids. The record is from RefSeq and is a predicted model, not a curated record. The transcript has a single exon.